GUUUUUCUUGCCGUACUGUAUUUAUUUUUAGCUUCUGGUCUUCUAUUAGAUGACGUAAAUCCCUGUGUCGUUUUGGAUAAAGUAACUGCAACAGUACUGGAAAAUACGUCACAAAAAGUUGGAUUAAAGGGAAUAUGCAACAUAUAAAAUGAUUUUAAAAAAGUAGCCAAAUAGAGACUUUAUUUGUAGCUAGAUAUAAAAUUAUUACAAAUUAAAAUCUUCCAGUAUUAAAUGUUAAGUCGAACACAAAGAAUAAUUUUUUUGAUAACCUAAUUUUUACAUUUUCUUUAUUUUCACAAUAAAUAGGAUCAGGUGGCGCUUUUAUUUUGUUAAACUCGAUAUAAUAUUGCAAAUGUUUUUAACAGAAAGACUGACUAAAUAUUAUUCCCGUUGCUCAGAAUAAUAUCUUUAUUUCCAUUUUUUCAAUCAAGCCCGAAAGAAGUUGCAAAACAAAAUCCUUUCUUUAAAUCAACAAAUGUGAAAAGGUCCAUUUGAAGUUUAAGAUACUAUGAUUUAUGACGUCCCUUUUUCAAAUAUAAAAAAAUGUGUCCUUUGUUUAAUUAAAAUACUGCAUUCUCUUAUUACUGUUGGAAAUAUUUUCUGACUUUUUAUAAAAUACUUUUAUAGUAUAAUCUGUAUGGCAGUAAAGACUCCAGGAAUGUUUAUGGAAACUCCCCGAAUAGCGAAGAGGAGCUUCCCAUUGGUCCGUUAGUUAGUGAGGUGUCAUAUGUCCCAUGCGGCUUUGAACGCAGCUUACUUUACCGAGGAAAAGUGGAUUUUAAUUAGGCAGAAAAGUUUGUAGAAGUAGUUUUAUGAGUCGUGUGAGGAAAACAGUAAUUCGGUGCGACUUGCAGAGAACAACAGGGAUAUAGGGAUGAGUUUUCUCUAAACUCUGACAACUCGUUUGAACUCGGUGGGUUUCACGGUGAGUUUUGCUCUGAUUUUGGCACAGGACGUCCCCCAAAACCAACGAUGUCCCAGUCAGAGCAGAAAGAAACCGCAGACAAGCCGACAGUGAGCUCGGAACCGGAACCUAAAAGUGCUUCUGUGAACCCCAGAGCAGUCUGUAGCGUGUGCAAACACUUGUACCGGGAGCCCAAAAUCCUCCCCUGCCUGCACACCUUCUGCUCCGACUGCAUCGGGCAGCUGGAGCCGUUUUCGGUGUCUCCGCGGGGCCGCUUCACCUCACAGGAGGCGGCGGAACAGGACCGAGACUCCCUCUCGUUCACCGUGCUCUGCCCCGAGUGUGACACCGAGGUGGAUAUCCCUCAGUCCGGACCGGCCGGGCUCAGCACAGACCACCUGGCGCUGGACGAGGUAUUCCUAGAGACCCUGGUGAGCGACGGCCCGCUGGGCUGCGACCUGUGCGGCGAAGGAAGCGCCGAGAGCCGCUGCGAGGUGUGCAGCCUGAACCUGUGCGAGUUCUGCCGCCAGGCACACAGGUGGAGUAGGCCCUACUUUCUGGACUGUUUCUCAAGGAGUCUGACAAAGUUACUAAAUCUGUUUUAUUACAGAUGGUUAAAUAAAACUUUACAUUUAUCGACUGUCAUGGCGAGGAUCGAGCUGGUCAGAUUGGUUCGUGUGGAGCGACUGGAGGACUCGCUGCAAAAGGUGGAAAUUUCUCAAGAAAAUUUGCAGGUUCGAGUAGAUGAAACCGCCAAUCAGAUUAGAGCUUUCUCGCGAGAGUACGCCAGCGCUGUGGAGGCUCACUGCUUGUCUCUGCUGCGCCGCCUGGAGGAGAUCAGGGUACAGCGCAGAAACCACCUCCUCCUGCAGAGGGCGCAGCUGCAUCAGGCCCUGCUUGACGUCAGAGGGAGCGUGGAGUUCGCGGAGCGGCUGCUGAGCUGUGGCUCCGAUGCAGAGAUCCUCAGCGCUAAAGGAGUGACCCUGAGAAGACUGACCAGCCUGGCGGAGAGUGGGUACGACCCCCACCCAGCGACAGUUGCCCCUGACGAUGGCGGCAGUGUCUGCUUCCUGCCCAGGGAGCCGGCAGGAGAGGUGGAAGGAUACCCGUUGGUGGGCGUGAUCCACUCCAGGACAGUGGACGUCAGCAGGUGCACCGUUGAAGGAGAAGGUCUGCAGCAGGGAACGGUAGCUCAGCGGGGACAUUUCACUCUGGUGUGUCGGGACUCCGGUGGGGAGCAGUUGGCUCGAGGAGGCGAACACGUCCUGGUCAGCCUCAUCCACAAAGAGAAGAAGAACUGCACAGUGGAGACGAUAGUGGUAGACAACAGUGAUGGAAGCUACAGCGUCUCUUACAGAGCAGAGGAACCAGGAGAGUACUCUGUGUGGGUCUGUGUCAGAGCCCAACAUGUUAAGGGUUCUCCAUUUAUUCUGAAUGUGCAGAGGAAGUUCAGGCAGCACAACGGGACUUUUCACUGCUGCUCCUUCUGCUCCAGCGGAGGCGCUAAAGAGGCUCGCUGUGGCUGCCCAGGAACCAUGCCAGGAGGAUUUAAAGGCUGCGGUCACGGCCACAAGGGACAUCCAGGGAGGCCCCACUGGUCCUGCUGUGGCAGCACAGCGGAAACGUCUGAGUGUUUGCCUCAGAGCAUACUGGCCGCAGUUUCCCCUCGUGGACACCUGAGAACUGUGGAGCUCUGAUGGGGAGUGGAGGUGAAGCAGCAGCAGAUCAGAGGAUCUGAGAGGUAAAACUCAGGCUGCAGGUGAACACAGGACCGUCAAGCUGCUUUUCAUUUCUUGGACUCCAAAUCAUGAGAAAUACUGGAUAUUAUACAAACAGUGGAACUUUUUAUUUUUUAAAAUAAUCUAAAGGCAAGAAAAAGAUUCUUAACUUGCAGCAUAUUUAAAAACAAUCCUAGUGAUGUACAUCUUUAGUGAAAUAGUUCCAUUAACGACGGCAAUAAUCUGAAUACUUCUACACUAAACAUUUACUUUUUCCUUGGAUUUCCAAGUGUUACAACAUGGCAGCUGUGCAGCAGACUGUAUCAGGUGAAAGCACAGAUAUAUUGUAAGAUCUGGAUUUUUUUAAAUGAUAAAAUUAUGCAGGUCAUGAGAACAUUUUUCCCAGAAUGAUGAUUAUGUUAAAACGUAUCUUCUCCCCAACUGCAGCUCGGUUUCUAUACAUGAGCAGAACUUUAAAUUCUUCUACUGAACUUAUUACACACCUGUUCGCCUUCGAAGGAUGUUUCCUGAUGCUUCAGAUCUUUGUCAUAAAUUCAAACUACAUAGAGGAACUUUUAUUCAUUUGUUUUGGUCUUGCAGUUGUAUUCAAAUGUUCUGUAAAGCUGUUCAUCUGAUGAUACAAGAGAUCAUUGGUAAACAUUUCUCACUAACUCCCUCUUUCUGUCUUUUUAAUGUUGCUUCAGACACUUAAUGCAGAUCCUAAACAUUUACUAGUAAUCCUCUUAUUUUGUAUGUAGGCUGUAUGUAUGUUUUUAUAUGGACACUGCAGUUCUCCUUGUUGAUUUGGGGUUGGUUGAUUUUGUUCACUUUUGUUGAUGUUUACAUAAAGUUAUGAAAAUCAAUUUUAAAAAAAAGUAUCUUCAUUUUUAAGCGCUGUUAUCACAUCAGACCAGGGUGUCCAAACUUUUAGUCACAUGGACCAAAAUCGUCAAGUCAAAAGUAUCACGUUCCACUGAGGUUCUGUUGAGUCUAUAACGUUAUGAGAAGAAACAUAACAGAUGCUAUAGUCAAUGGAUGCUAUAGUCAAUGGAUGCUAUAGUCAAUGGAUGCUAUAGUCAAUGGAUGCUAUAGUCAAUGGAUGCUAUAGUCAAUGGAUGCUAUAGUCAAGCUAUAUAAAUCAAUGGGUCUUUGCUUCAAUAUGGAGUUAUAGUUGCCUCUUCUCAGGUAUUUUGUUGGCCUGAAUUGACUUUGUUUAUUGAGUUGUGUGACUGAACCAAUUCACAGUAAAACAGAUGUGACCUGAUUUUUUUCUUUUCUUAAAGUGUUCACUGCAUGUCACCCAUUUAAAGUACAUUUUGCAUGAGCAUGAAAAAACGGAAACUUCCCUUUUAUGGCUGUUGUUCAUUUUCACAUGCAGGAACAUAAAAUCAGGGCUGCAGCAUGGAUUCUUUUCCACGGACUGAUUAUAUAAUGUGUCAGUCCAACGGGGACGUAGUUGACUUUGACCAUGUUUUGUUUUGUUUUGUGUCCUUGUUAUCAGAAUUUAAAGUUUUUAGGGCCUGCAUUAGACUUUCUGUGGUCACUUUGGUUGUCUUUAUCUUGUCCGUUGCUGUUCCUUGUUUUCAUCAUGUCACUCUUAGAUUCUGAGACAAAGAGUGAUCAUCUAGUUUUAAUAAUCAUCAUCAUCGUCAUUAUGGAAGAGUUGUGGUCUGUUCUUACUGCAACGUGCAUUUAUUCUCACUUUAAGAUCCAACAACAUUUCAGUGAAAUGAACUCUUAAAUGUUUCCACUAAGUUAUUUAAUUUGAACAUGACUUUUUUAGAGUGCCGGAGAAGGCACUCUACCCGGAAAAGGGUAGAGUGCCU
Gambusia affinis (western mosquitofish) is the source of this 4448-nucleotide messenger RNA. RefSeq names its product tripartite motif containing 45 (gene trim45). Gene Ontology annotation, biological process: positive regulation of DNA-templated transcription. NCBI's taxonomy places the organism in Eukaryota, Metazoa, Chordata, Actinopteri, Cyprinodontiformes, Poeciliidae. Gene Ontology annotation, cellular component: chromatin; nucleoplasm. Bases 973 to 2601 code for a protein of 542 amino acids. The record is from RefSeq and is a predicted model, not a curated record. The transcript is spliced from 9 exons. Gene Ontology annotation, molecular function: protein binding; ubiquitin-protein transferase activity.